Microtus ochrogaster (prairie vole) is the source of this 1680-nucleotide messenger RNA. It is a transcript of the gene Hepacam2, whose product is annotated as HEPACAM family member 2. The record is from RefSeq and is a predicted model, not a curated record. Gene Ontology annotation, cellular component: midbody; Golgi apparatus; spindle. The transcript is spliced from 9 exons. The coding region runs from base 1 to 1374 and encodes 457 amino acids. Gene Ontology annotation, biological process: centrosome cycle. NCBI's taxonomy places the organism in Eukaryota, Metazoa, Chordata, Mammalia, Rodentia, Cricetidae.
AUGUGGCUCAGGGUACUCACAGUUCUCUUUCUCUUUGUAGCAGGUGUUUGUUUGGGGCUGAAGGUGACCGUGCCUUCACACACUGUCCACGGCAUCAGGGGACAGGCCCUCUAUCUCCCUGUGCACUAUGGCUUCCGCACUCCAGCGUCUGGCAUCCAGAUCAUUUGGCUGUUUGAGCGACUACACACAAUGCCCAAAUACUUACUGGGCUCUGUGAACGAGUCUGUCGUUCCCGACUUGGAAUAUCAACACAAGUUCACCAUGAUGCCACCAAAUGCUUCUCUCCUCAUCAAUCCGCUGCAGUUCACUGAUGAGGGCAAUUACAUUGUGAAGGUCAACAUCCAGGGAAAUGGAACUCUCUCCUCAAGUCAGAAGAUACAAGUCACCGUUGAUGAUCCCGUCAUGAAGCCAGUGGUCCAGUCACAUCCUGAUUCUGGGGCUGUGGAGUAUGUGGGCAACAUUACCUUGACCUGCCAGGUGAAAGGGGGUACCAGGCUAGUUUACCAGUGGCGAAAAAAUGGGAAACCUGUUUGCAUCAACUCCAGCCACUCGUUUUCUCCCCAAAACAACACCCUUUGGAUUGUUCCAGUGACAAAGGAGGACAUUGGAAACUAUAGCUGCCUUGUGUCAAACCCUGUCAGUGAGGUGGAAAGUGACGUCAUUACGCCUACCAUAUAUUAUGGACCUUACGGACUUCAAGUUAAUUCUGAUAAAGGGCAAAAGUUGGGAGAAGUGUUCACUGUUGACCUAGGUGAAGCCAUCCUAUUUGACUGUUCUGCUGAUUCUUAUCCCCCCAACACCUACUCCUGGAUCCAAAGAUCUGACAAUACAACCUAUGUCAUUAAACAUGGGCCUCGUCUAGAAGUCACGUCUGAGAACGUGGCCCAGAAGACUGCUGACUACUUGUGCUGUGCUUACAACAACAUGACGGGAAGGCGAGAUGAAGCUCGCUUCACUGUCGUCAUCACUUCCGUAGGACUGGAGAAGCUUGCACAAAAAGGAAAAUCACUGUCCCCAUUAGCAAGCAUAACUGGAAUAUCACUGUUUUUGAUUAUAUCCAUGUGUCUUCUUUUUCUGUGGAAAAAAUACCAACCUUACAAAGCUAUAAGGCAGAAGCUAGAAGGCCGACCAGAGUCAGAAUACAGAAAAGCUCAAACCUUUUCAGGCCACGAAGAUGCUCUGGGUGACUUCGGAAUAUACGAAUUUGUGGCUUUUCCAGAUGCGUCUGGUAUUCCCAGGAUGCCGAAUAGGUCCGGCCCAGCCCCUGACGGUGUGACAGGGCAGGAUUUCCAUGGCACCGUUUAUGAGGUUAUCCAGCACAUCCCUGCUCAACAGCAAGACAACAACACUAUGGAAAGAAGAGAAAGCAGUUAAAUCUCAUUUACCCACAAACCUAGAAAUCUACAGAACACUCAGUAUAGCUGAUGUACCUCUUCACCAGGUGAGAUUCCACGGCAGAACAGUGCAUUGGAGAGAAAUAAUGAAGGGACAUUUUGAGAGAAAACAUCUGGAAUCUGUGAAGAAAUAAAACCCCAGCACCCCCCGGUCACACUUUCAAAUGCCGAGUGCCGACUAAAUGGCUGGUUUUUCUGACACACAAGCAAUGGGCUGUGUGACAGAGGAACGUGGACACUGCUUAUCAGCCCGACUGAGAGGAAGAAGACAAUGAAACGGUGCUCU